Aspergillus bombycis is the source of this 996-nucleotide messenger RNA. Its product is annotated as alpha/beta fold hydrolase. Gene Ontology annotation, molecular function: catalytic activity. NCBI's taxonomy places the organism in Eukaryota, Fungi, Ascomycota, Eurotiomycetes, Eurotiales, Aspergillaceae. The record is from RefSeq and is a predicted model, not a curated record. The transcript is spliced from 4 exons. The coding region runs from base 1 to 996 and encodes 331 amino acids.
AUGGCGUCUACGGCAUUUCCCUCCUUAGCAAAAAAAGUCCAGCUCUCCGACGGCACAACGUACGGCUAUGUCGCCGUUCCUCCUUCGACCCCAGGCCAGGUCUCCUUCCUCCUUCUCCAUGGAUAUCCGUCUUCGUCGUAUGACUGGCGUCACCAGAUACUUGGUUUGCAGGAUGCCGGAUAUGGUGUCAUUGCGCCGGACCUUCUCGGAUACGGCGAUACAGACAAGCCCAGUGAUCUGAGCGCUUAUCGCAAUAAAACCAUGAGCAAACAUAUUAUUGAGAUACUGGAUAGAGAGGGCAUAGAUAAAGCAGUCAUGGUGGGGCACGAUUGGGGAGUUGGCCUCGCAUCCCGUCUAGCAACGUACCACCACGAUCGAUUCUACGGUCUAGUCACAAUCGCCGUCGCAUACAUUCCGCCCGGCAUGGACUGGGACGUCGACUCCAUCUGCGAGAAGACCAAAAGCAUAAUCGGCUACGAAACCUUCGGCUACUGGAAAUGGCACAGCACCGACGAGGCGGCGGAAGACUGCGCCAACCAUCCCGCCUCCGUAUUCAGCCUCCUCUAUCCCAACGAUCCCUCUCUUUGGAUAUCCGACUUCGCCCCUACAGGGAAAGCAGCCGAAUUUGUCCGCUCUGGACGCACCACUCCCCUCCCUCCCUGGUUUUCCGCCGAAGAGUAUGCCGUUCACAGUCGUAUCUUCGCCGAGGGCGGCUAUGCCGGGCCCCUUUCGUGGUAUAAGGCAGCCAUGCGGGGUGUUGAUGCUGACGAUGAGGCUGCUAUUCUGGAGGAAGAGAAGCUGUGUCCGUUGCCGAACUUGUUCGUAGCGGCGAAGUACGAUUAUGUCUGUCGGGCGGAUUUGCAGAGUGCUUCUUCGCGAACGGUGGCUCCUGGUGGGAGGAUUGAGGAGAUUGAUGCUGGGCAUUGGGUGCAGCUGGAGCAGCCAGAGGUGGUGAAUCGUCUGCUGGUUGAUUUUGCGGAGGAAGUGAGGGUGUGA